CUACGUGAAUAUAGGAGACCUCUGCUCACGUAGUAAUCGCGUCUUGGACCCACCACGUCAUCGCAUGGAUUCGGUCUCCACUACCACCAACGUACAGCUUUCUCGACGUCUUACUCACUUGAUGAAGCGCAACGCGGCGAUCAUGAUAAGAAGGGUGUCCCAACUUUCACUCAAUCUUUUUACUAUUUUGACAAAGCGAAACAUGAGUUCAAAACCCGACGGUCCGAUCCGCUUCGGACCUUUCGAGGUUACAUCACAGGUCUUCCUCACAACACCACACUCGUUCGCUCUGGUGAACCUCAAGCCCCUCAUCCCAGGCCACGUCCUCGUCGUCCCGCACAGGCCCUACAAGCGGCUGACGGAACUGUCGGGCCCGGAGCUCACGGACCUGUUCCAGUCCGUCCAGCGCGUCCAGCGCAUGCUGGCCCGGCACUACUUUCGCCGUGUGGAAGGGUCCUCGCCCGCCGCCACCAGCCCCUCCGAGCUAGGGCGGCGCCGAGGUCUCGAUGACCGUGACCAGCCCCGAGCCCCCGCCCCCGGCACCCCCGAGGCGGGGAGCUUCAACAUCGCGAUCCAGGAUGGCACCGAGGCCGGCCAGACCGUGCCCCACGUCCAUGUCCACGUGAUACCGCGCAUCCGCGGCGAGACGGCCAAGCCGGAUGAUGGGCCGGGCGAUCAGGUGUACGAGCUCAUGGCGGCCGAGGAGGGCAACGUGGGGGGACACCAGUGGGAUCGGUGGGCCGAGAGGAGGCCGGUGCCCGGGGGUGCGUUCCCGAGGAUCGAGGAUGCGGGCCGCGAGGCUAGGACGCUGGAGGAGAUGGAGGAGGAGGCGGAGACGUUUAGGAGGGUUCUAAGGGAGGUGGAGGGCGACGGAGAUGACCGGUAGGGGGUUGUUCCGCUGAUUGGGAGAUCAUGUCGCAUCCGGAAGGUAAAGGGGGGUUAUAAGGGCCCUCCAUCUUCAUGUUUGUGACCGACCGUUCAGUGUUGACACUUCUGUACAUUUACAAUAAGCUAUGGCCAGAUGAUUAUUUCAAAUAGUCUAGUUUGUCUUUCACA
Molecule: messenger RNA, 1056 nt
Organism: Truncatella angustata
Lineage: Eukaryota; Fungi; Ascomycota; Sordariomycetes; Amphisphaeriales; Sporocadaceae
Product: HIT-like domain-containing protein
Exons: 2
Coding region: 65-886 (273 amino acids)
Molecular function (GO): catalytic activity
Source: RefSeq, a predicted model, not a curated record